CUGAUUUUAAAACUAAACCUAACCUGAAACUUAAGCACAAUGCUAACCAUAACCUUUGUUUCAAAUUUUUUUUUUACGAUAAAGCCCCAUUUUUACUUUGUGGCUGUGGUAACUAGUGGAAAAUAAGUUGUUAUGCAGCUAUUAAAUACACGCAGCUAGUUAACGUUACAGCUCGUCCUGAAGUCAGAUGAUUGAAUAACAGUCGGUUUCUUGCUUGUUAGCUACGGUAAAUACAACAAACACGGCUUACAAGCUACCUAGUUUAGCUGCUUAGCUUGUACACCGUGUUCUUGUUCAACAAUAAAAGUUUUGUACCUAACGUGUAGCUACAAUACUCACUGCCCCCGAAACGCAACACUGACAUCUACAGUAAUCUGUUACUACUAGACUCAACAAGAAUGGCUCCUCACAAGGUUGUUGUAAAGUGUGGGAGCUAUGCUGUGUUGGUGGAACUCCAGAUCAUUGGGCCUCUGGGCCGCGGAGCACCACAGGAAACCAGCUGGUUCACUAUGGAGCACACUGAGGAGGUCACUAGUCUGGUGAGAGAUGCUGUGGACCGGAGGGUGAGGCUCUACAUAGACUGCCUUCACAAGAGAGGACAGCCCAAACACAAGAGAGAGCUGCCACGUGCCAACCCCCUCUGUGUGAAAGGUAGUCCUUUUACCUGUGACCUCUGACCUCCCCCUAACCCUUCACAAGAGAGAGCUGCCACGUGCCAACCCCCUCUGUGUGAAAGGUAGUCCUUUUACCUGUGACCUCUGACCUCCCCCUAACCCUUCACAAGAGAGAGCUGCCACAUGCCAACCCCCUCUGUGUGAACGGUAGUCCUUUUACCUGUGACCUCUGACCUCCCCCCUAACCCUUCACAAGAGAG
Molecule: messenger RNA, 874 nt
Organism: Oncorhynchus nerka (sockeye salmon)
Lineage: Eukaryota; Metazoa; Chordata; Actinopteri; Salmoniformes; Salmonidae
Gene: slx4ip
Product: SLX4 interacting protein
Exons: 4
Coding region: 399-677 (92 amino acids)
Source: RefSeq, a predicted model, not a curated record